Molecule: messenger RNA, 1732 nt
Organism: Cuculus canorus (common cuckoo)
Lineage: Eukaryota; Metazoa; Chordata; Aves; Cuculiformes; Cuculidae
Gene: FUCA2
Product: alpha-L-fucosidase 2
Exons: 7
Coding region: 36-1454 (472 amino acids)
Biological process (GO): fucose metabolic process; glycoside catabolic process
Cellular component (GO): lysosome
Molecular function (GO): alpha-L-fucosidase activity
Source: RefSeq, a predicted model, not a curated record
CUCCCGCCCCGCGCCGCCUCCUCCCCUCCGCCGCCAUGGCCGCGCCGGUGGGGCUGCCGCUGCUGGGGCCGCCCGCCCCCUCCACGCUGCUGCAGGGGCUGCUGCUGGGGCUGGGGCUGCCCGCACUCCUGGCCGUGCAGCCGCCCCACUACGAGCCCACCUGGGACUCGCUGGAUGCCCGGCCGCUGCCCGCCUGGUUUGACGAGGCGAAGUUCGGCGUCUUCAUCCACUGGGGCGUGUUCUCGGUGCCCAGCUUCGGCAGCGAGUGGUUCUGGUGGUACUGGCAGAAGGAAAAGAGAGCGCCAUAUGUGAAAUUUAUGGAAGCAAAUUACCCACCUGGGUUCAGUUAUGAAGAUUUUGGGCCACUGUUUACAGCAGAAUUCUUUGACCCCAACCAGUGGGCAGAUGUUCUGAAGGCUUCAGGUGCAAAAUAUGUUGUCUUAACUUCAAAACAUCAUGAGGGCUUUACUUUGUGGGGGUCCAAAUAUUCUUGGAACUGGAAUGCUGUUGAAGUGGGACCAAAACGAGAUCUUGUGGCUGAACUAGCAACAUCUGUUAGAAAAAGGACUGACUUGCGUUUUGGAUUAUAUCACUCCCUGUUCGAAUGGUUUAAUCCUCUGUUCCUUGAGGAUGCCACCAAUGUCUUUAAGACAAGGAAGUUUCCAAUCAGUAAAUCAUUACCAGAACUCUAUGAAAUUGUGACCAAGUACCAACCAGAAAUAAUUUGGUCUGAUGGGAAUGGAAAUGCACCAGAUACUUACUGGAACAGCACUGGUUUCUUGGCUUGGCUGUAUAAUGACAGUCCAGUCCGGGACACAGUUGUGACCAAUGACCGCUGGGGAGUCGGCAGCAUCUGUACACAUGGUGGCUUCUACACUUGUAGUGACAGGUACAACCCUGGCCACCUCCUGCGUCACAAGUGGGAGAACUGCAUGACUAUUGACAAGAGGUCAUGGGGGUACAGGAGGAACGCACAGCUUGAUGAUUACCUCACAAUUGAGGACUUAGUGAAGCAACUUGUAGAAACAGUGUCUUGUGGAGGUAAUCUCUUGAUGAAUAUUGGGCCCACUCAUGACGGUCGCAUCGCUGUUAUAUUUGAGGAACGCCUGAGGCAGAUGGGUGCCUGGCUGAAAGUCAACGGAGAAGCGAUCUAUGGAACAAAACCAUGGAGAGCACAGAACGACACAGUCACACCAGAAGUGUGGUACACUUUCAGCCCUAAAGAAGGCAAAGUCAAUGCUAUCUUCCUUAACUGGCCACUUUCUGGGACUCUGGAACUUGGUGAGCCACAGGCUAAGCUUGGAGAAACACAGGUGGAGCUGGUUGGCUACAAGGAACUGCUGAAAUGGGUUGCAUUGGGAGAAAAGGGAAUUGUAAUAGCUCUACCUCAAUUAACUCCUAAGCAAUUGCCAUGUCAGUGGGGCUGGACUUUGCAACUGACUGGCAUAAACUGAGCCAUACACUGCUGGAGCUUUGGGCAGCAGGGAACACUGAUUUCCAACUCUUAUUGCUUGAGGAACAUCAAUAAUUUCACUUUUUUUUCUGAAAGAUGAGCUGUUAUUAAAGGAUGGAAUGAACCUCACAUGAAACAUAGCAAUAGGUAGUUGAAUCUCUGCAUAUAAUUUGUUUAUUUGAACUUGUGUGAAAAACUGAGCAUCUACCUUGACCUCUGCACUAGGGUGGGGGGAAGGCACUAAGUCUUCAUUUCUCAUCAUAAAAAUCAUUAAUUUUA